AUGGAAGGUUGUAGAAUUGAUCCAUGCAAAGUGGUUGAAACAGCAAGUAAGGCAAAGGUGGAAUUUCAGAAAGUGUGGCAUAGUAAUGCAAAUAAUGAAACGAGCCGUUCCCCUUCAAUUGGCGAGGUCUGUUCGUGGGAGCCGCCACCAAUGGGUUUUGUUAAAGUUAAUAUUGAUGGGAGUUGGCAAAGCAAUGGUAGAAAAGCUGGUGUUGGAGUGGUAAUUCGUAAUUCAGUUGGGGAGUUUCUAGGAGGCAUGGCUGCAUCACGAGUGGGUCACUCUACUCUUGAGGUGGAGGCUGAAGCAGCUGUCUUGGGGCUGGAGCUUGCGGCCAAUCUGGGCUAUAGUGAUGUCUACGUGGAAUCUGACUCAAAGACCCUUGUGGACGGGAUCAAAGGGGAGGUAAGGAACCGUGCCUGGACUAUCAGGCCUUCUAUUGAGGUUAUUUGGCUUAAAGCUAAUCAGUUCAUAAGUGUUUUUUGGCGUUGGGUUCAAAGGAGUUCAAAUCGAGCAGCUCAUGAGGCUGCAGCGAUAGGUUGCCGAGCAGUGGAGCUGGAAAGCUGGGUUACUCAACCACCGCUGUCUCUCAUACAUGUUUUGGUGUCUGAUGGUCUUCCAAGUCCUCCUUAA
Messenger RNA from Prunus armeniaca (apricot), 630 nucleotides. NCBI's taxonomy places the organism in Eukaryota, Viridiplantae, Streptophyta, Magnoliopsida, Rosales, Rosaceae. The record is from the annotation of a GenBank genome assembly.